Aspergillus affinis is the source of this 252-nucleotide messenger RNA. RefSeq lists its product as uncharacterized. The record is from RefSeq and is a predicted model, not a curated record. Bases 1 to 252 code for a protein of 83 amino acids. Lineage: Eukaryota; Fungi; Ascomycota; Eurotiomycetes; Eurotiales; Aspergillaceae. The transcript is spliced from 2 exons.
AUGGAGAUUCUUCAUUUGAAGGAACCCGCGAAACAAUUGACACUGGGCCAGGACUUUGUUGCAGAGGAUGCCGAGAAAUUCGGGAGAAUGUUCAUGUUCGGAGCACUUUGGACAAAGGCUCAUUUUUUCCAACAGGCUGAUCGUGUCUUCAAGACAGAGCAGGCCGGACUCUUUGGUCUCGAAUUCGGAGAAGGAGGGGAUGCCGGCAAUGGUAUGAAGAAUUUCCAUACCCAGUUGUUUGCAUUCACAUAG